AUGUCGACACACACCUGGCGAGCGUGGGCCAUCUACAUGGUCCUAGCUGCAAACCUCUCUGAAGAGCAAGCACUGAAGCAGGCUUGUCCUUCAUGUGAUGCCACUCAGCUUUGCAACUGCUCUUCCAUGGGCUUGAACUUUAUUCCCUCAGGGCUCACGGGCAAAAUCACGGUGUUAAACCUGGCCCACAACAGGAUAAAGCACGUCCGAUCCCAGGAUCUGCAGCAGUCUGUGAACCUGAGAGCUCUGCUGCUGCAGUCCAACGAAAUCAGCUCAAUAGAUGAGGACUCAUUUCGCUCCCUUGGGAAACUGGAGCUCUUGGACUUAUCAAAUAACAGCUUGGCUCACUUGUCCCCUGCAUGGUUUGGGCACCUUUUCUCACUCCAGCAUCUCCACCUUCAAGGGAACUCCUACAGAGAUCUGGGGGAAAGCUCUCUCUUUUCUAAGCUGAGGAACCUGAGCUCUCUCCACCUGGGCAACCCGUGGGUCUCCACGAUAAGGCAAGGAGACUUUGAGGGCAUUGCGGUUCUCGACAAGUUGUGGAUUGACGGUGGCAAUCUCAGUCGGUACGAGCCAGGAAGUCUGAAACCAAUUAAGAAGAUAGAUCACAUGAUUAUAAACCUAAGAAAUAUUUCUGCAUUCUCAGCAAUUGUGAGGGACCUUGUGCACUCUGUCAUUUGGUUAGAAGUAAGAGAAAUCAUAUUGCGGGUUGAAAAAAAAAGCUUGGUGGAGAACUCUACACUUCCUUUUAGAAUACGAAAACUUACAUUUAAAGAUGCUGUGUUCACAGAUCAAGAUAUUACCCAAACAAUAGUAUUACUGAAGGAAAUCACGUCUUUGCGAGAGAUAGAGGCAAUCAAUUGUGUGCUUGAGGGGAAAGGAGAAUGGAAUAUUAGUAAAACUGACACCAGUGCGCCAAGUUCUGUUGAAACAGUAUCAGUAAUAAAUAUAAUGAUUCGGAAUUUUCACUUGUUUUUUGACCUGAAUGGUAUGGAGACACAAAUAAACAAACUUAAAAGACUCACCAUUGCAAGCUCUAAAGUUUUUAUGGUAGCAUGCAAACUUGCAAAACAUUUUUCAUCACUUCUGUAUCUGGACUUCAAUGAUAAUUUGCUUGUAAAUAAUCGCUUAGACGAGACAAUCUGUGAAGGUGCUUGGCCUUCAUUGCAAACUUUAAAUCUAAGUCAAAACUCUCUGAAAUCUCUGAAACAGACAGCAAAUUCUGUAAAUCGUCUACCCGAACUGAUUAAUCUUGACAUUAGCCAAAAUAAGUUUGGUGAGAUUCCAGAUGCAUGUGAAUGGCCCAAAACCCUGAAAUAC
This is a messenger RNA of Tauraco erythrolophus (red-crested turaco), 1320 nucleotides long. Its product is annotated as toll-like receptor 2 type-1. NCBI's taxonomy places the organism in Eukaryota, Metazoa, Chordata, Aves, Musophagiformes, Musophagidae. Gene Ontology annotation, cellular component: plasma membrane; signaling receptor complex. Gene Ontology annotation, molecular function: transmembrane signaling receptor activity; protein binding; triacyl lipopeptide binding. The record is from RefSeq and is a predicted model, not a curated record. Gene Ontology annotation, biological process: inflammatory response; immune response; toll-like receptor signaling pathway.